AUGAUUUUUAACAAUUUUGGUUAUCCGUUGGCAGUUAUCUCUGGACUAUGUGCAGCAUGUACUAGUCUAUAUAGCAAGUUAUUGAAUGUAAACAAGUAUCUUCUCAUCAUCUCAAGCUAUGGUGGUGCUGUUGUUCUGAAUGUUAUAAUGUGGCUGGCUUUUGUCACAGCGCUUAGCAUUGGUCGAAAAAGUGUUGUGAUAAUAG
Messenger RNA from Schistosoma turkestanicum, 205 nucleotides. The record is from the annotation of a GenBank genome assembly. Lineage: Eukaryota; Metazoa; Platyhelminthes; Trematoda; Strigeidida; Schistosomatidae.